UAUAAACGAAUGCUAAUCACAGCCAUAAAGUGAGGUUAAUUUACUGGAAAUUUUAAACUAAAAUAAAACGAUGUUAAAAACUUGCAACAAAAUUACUUCGUUAGUUCAUCAAUUAGGAAAUUUAUUAUUAAAACCCGAAGCAGUUCUCCAUCAACAGCUACGAACCACCUUCAUUCUGAAACGGAAACAUGCGGCUCCUUUACAUAAAAAGGGCAUGCCCUUGAAGCGUUUAAGAGCCAAACAUUACAUUUACGAAUUGGUAAAAGAUACAGAUAGGGAAAAGAAACCAAACUUGGAUUUAAUUCUGACCCACUAUGUUGACAACUUAGGAAAUCCGGGUGACAAAGUUUCCGUCAAGAAUAAAUUUGCUUACGAUAGAUUGCUUUUACCCGGCCUUGCUGUGUAUGCUACACCCGAAAAUUUGGAACUUUAUAAGGACUAUAAAAGGAGCGAGGAUGAAGUUGUACACAGUUCACCUUACGCAGUAGAGACUGCAAAAGAAUUGUCGAAGAAAGUGUUAUCAGUAGUUAUGAAUAUGGAUAAUCCUUGGACGAUCCAACCUUGGCAUAUUAAAGCUUCUUUUAGAAAAUGUGGAUAUGUUAUUCCCGAAGAUGCAGUUACCCUUCCUGCUCAACCUAUCACAGGUCCAAAUAUUGAAAUGGAAGAUAAAGAAUUCUUUAUCACAGUUACAAUUAACAACUUCGAAACAGUUGAUGUGCGUUGUCGAAUUCAUCAUUGGACUACAGAUCUAGCAGCACGUUUACCGCACAUACACGAAUUUUGGAAAGAAAAUAAAGGAACUGUGUUUCCUGCCAAUGAUUCAAACUUGCCGGAGAAGGAAAUUUAAUUUCUGCGAACAACGUAGUUUAUUCUUAUUCAAUUAUAUACAAAUGUAAACAAUUAAAAUUGUGCAUCAAAAUUGAA
Photinus pyralis (common eastern firefly) is the source of this 924-nucleotide messenger RNA. RefSeq names its product 39S ribosomal protein L9, mitochondrial (gene mRpL9). Gene Ontology annotation, cellular component: mitochondrion; ribosome. Gene Ontology annotation, biological process: translation. The transcript has 4 exons. Bases 71 to 847 code for a protein of 258 amino acids. The record is from RefSeq and is a predicted model, not a curated record. NCBI's taxonomy places the organism in Eukaryota, Metazoa, Arthropoda, Insecta, Coleoptera, Lampyridae. Gene Ontology annotation, molecular function: structural constituent of ribosome.